AUGGAGUUUCUCUUUCAAUGGCCUUUAGUCAUUAAUAGGUGUUUUGCCAUAGCCAUAAUCUUUCAACUAAGUGUUUGUGCUGUGACUCUACCAAACAAUGAAACUGUCCCAGCACUCAUUGUGUUUGGGGACUCUAUAGUGGAUCCGGGUAAUAACAACUACAUCAGCACUAUUGUUAAAUGCAAUUUCCCACCAUAUGGUAGAGAUUUUGCUGGAGGAAAUCGACCAACCGGGAGGUUCAGCAAUGGUUUAGUCCCAUCAGACAUCAUUGCUGCAAAAUUUGGAGUCAAGAAGAUUUUACCAGCUUAUCUUGAUCCCAAUCUGCAAGUUCAAGAUCUCCUCACAGGCGUAAGCUUUGCCUCCGGUGGUGCUGGAUAUGAUCCUCUUACUUCUCAAAUAGCAUCUGUGAUAUCAUUAUCAGAUCAAUUGGACAUGUUCAGGGAGUACAAAAAGAAGAUAAGGGAAGCAGUUGGAGAAGAAAGAAUGACAAUAAUAAUGUCCAAGAGUGUAUACAUAGUGUGCAUUGGAAGUGAUGACAUUGCCAAUACUUAUACUCAAAUACCAAUUCGGCGAGCAGAAUACGACAUUCCAUCAUACACGGACUUCAUGGCUUCACAAGCCUCAAAGUUCUUGCAGGAACUUUAUGGACUAGGAGCUAGGAGGAUUGGAGUAAUUGGUUUGCCGCCUAUAGGGUGUGUGCCCUCACAGAGAACAAUUGCUGGUGGCAUACAGAGAGCGUGUUCAGAUUCUGAGAACCAAGCAGCAUUCCUCUUCAACACCAAACUCGUCUCUCAAAUGGAUGCCCUUAAAAAAAUGUUUCCAGAGACUAGGCUCGUCUAUCUUGAUAUUUACAACCCGUUACUGUAUAUUAUUCAAAACCCUGCUAAAUAUGGUUUUGAAGUACCAGACAAGGGAUGCUGUGGCACUGGAAAUAUAGAAGUAAGCAUAUUGUGCAACCGUUAUAGCCUAAACACAUGUUCAAACUCCUCAAAUUAUAUAUUCUGGGACAGUUACCACCCUACAGAAGAGGCCUAUAAUGUGCUUUGUUCUAUGGUGGUUGAUAACAAAAUCAAGGACUUCUUCUGAGAGCAGUUUCAGU
Molecule: messenger RNA, 1099 nt
Organism: Gastrolobium bilobum
Lineage: Eukaryota; Viridiplantae; Streptophyta; Magnoliopsida; Fabales; Fabaceae
Product: GDSL esterase/lipase EXL3-like
Exons: 5
Coding region: 1-1086 (361 amino acids)
Cellular component (GO): extracellular region
Molecular function (GO): hydrolase activity, acting on ester bonds
Source: RefSeq, a predicted model, not a curated record